AGUGUGACGUUUAGUAAAAACGUCAAUCGCGAUUGAUUUAUUUUGCGAAACAAAAUUUUCUUCUUUAUAAAAAAGCAUUUAAUUGUAGUUAUUUUCCAUUUGUGCCGUUUAAAAUGUCCGAUAAAGCACCCCCAACUUCCUCAGCAGGCCCAGGCACACAUACCCCAGGUUGGAAUGAUCCACCAAAACUACAAUUCAAUGCCCUCCCAGCAUCUGGCAAAACUAAACUGAAUCUGAACAAGAGAAUUGCAUUUCCACUCCAGGGUGGCCCAACAACUUCCAAACCAACGGCAAUAGUCCAGCCCAAUCAGACUAGUGCGCCGUUGCCCCUGGCGAUGCCACCAUUAGUGGGGGCGUCCAAUAGUCAACACCCAGUAGCUGUUGUUCAUCCGAUGCCUAAUGUAAAUGCGCCGCCACCAUCCCAACCUCCUACGGCCGCAGCUCAAACGUCUCCUCUUCAACCGCCAACAGCACCCUUCCAAGAACCGGUGCCCGAUGACGCACAGCAAUUUGCUCUAGGAAUUCUUCGUUUGCAGUUGAUCAAAGUUCAAGAAUCACCCAAUGUGCGUCUUGAUGAGAUCCAGCGACGUGUCGGUGUAAUGGAACAGCUCUGGCAAUCAGGAAACUUGACCAUGCCAGUUCAGGCAAAAAUCUAUAAAAUUGCCAAAGCUGUAGAAACAAAUAGCAUGGCGGAGGCAAUGGAAACAUACACAUCUCUGGUUCUAAGCCAUUCCAAUGAGUGCUCUACCUGGGCCGUAGCCCUACGACACAUAAUCUUGACUCUUCAACCGAACAAUGCACGACCCCUUCCGACUGUCGACGAAUACCAAAUCACCGCCUCGGCCAGCAACAGCAGUAGUCCCCAGGCUGCGACGAACUGCGUCCUUGUUCCAGCAAUGCCUCGAAUUACAAACCCCAACGACAGAGGUAACCCAGUGCAACACAUUUGAUUGUCUCCCCAACAACAGCAGCUGGACGAAUCUUGAGUUCUUGUAUUGUAUUGUGAAAGGCCAUUUUUGAUGUUUCGUCGUUGUCGUUGUCUUGAUAAAAAUCUCUUCACGCCCACACGACACACCCACUUCUCAGCGCGGAGUUUCUACUUAGGAUCUUGGCUUUGAUUUUUUUUUUUAUUUAAACAAAAAACAAAAAUUGUGAAAGGAAAUGCAUGCAUUCAACUACUGUUAUAUUUAUUUUAAAUAAAAAAACAAAUUAAUUAUA
Molecule: messenger RNA, 1218 nt
Organism: Eupeodes corollae
Lineage: Eukaryota; Metazoa; Arthropoda; Insecta; Diptera; Syrphidae
Product: steroid receptor RNA activator 1
Exons: 3
Coding region: 114-950 (278 amino acids)
Biological process (GO): regulation of transcription by RNA polymerase II
Cellular component (GO): nucleus
Source: RefSeq, a predicted model, not a curated record